AUGGCAGCAGUACCUCUUGCAGCGUGCGGCCUCGCGCCGUCUGUUUUGGCAGCGCUCCUGCGCGCAGGGUUUCGGUAUCAGACGGAUCUGGUCGACGUCCAAGCGCGUGCAUUAGCGAGCGAGGCGCAGAUCAGUGUCAGCGAUGCGGUGAGGGUGCUAGCAGUUGCCCGGAAGGAAGAAGCUUCGGCAACUGUGGUGGGAAAGACGGCGCUGGAAGUACUGCAGGAAGUGACGAAGGUCCAACCUAUUUCGACGAGGCUGAUGGGCCUAGAUGGACUGCUGGGUGGCGGCUUGCAGCGGGGCGAAGUCACAGAGUUUUGUGGUGGUCCUGGCACGGGAAAGACGCAAUUUGGUAUCCAUGCCUGCUUGGCCGCGCAGUAUGUAGCAACGGAACCUGGGAAAGUCGCAUCCGCUGUAUAUGUUGAUAGCGAGGGAAGCUUCAUCAUUGAACGUGUAGCAUCGAUGGCUGAGUGCUUCUUGCAGGAUUUCCGUCAACUGGAGAUGCAAAAGCGGACACGGGACGAUUUGCUGCGAGGAAUCACGUACUACCGUGUGCACGAUUACUUGGAGCUGAUCGAAGUUCUUCACUCGUUGUCGGCGUAUUUGCAAGGGACAGCCGAGUGCAAGCUGCUAGUGAUCGAUACUGUCUCUUUCCAUUUCCGCCACGGCUUCGAAGACUUCACCCAGAGAGCUCGGGCAUUGGACGAUCUUGCUAUCUUUUUGCACGGACUUGCAGCUGACUUCGAUUUGGCGGUUGUGCUCAUCAACCACAUCACCACGAAAUCGUCCUCUAAUGAAAGCCGUGGAUCGCAACUACGGCCAGCGUUAGGCGAAGGCUGGGUACAUUCGAUCUCGAACCGAGUUGUUUUCGAGUGGGAGUCGAAUUGCCGCGUCGCUCGCCUCGUCAAGUCGCCAGCUCUGGCACAUGGCUCAGCGCUGUUUGACAUUUCAGAACGAGGAGUGCGCGAUGUGAUCGAAGAAGAGUACUGCCCGCCAUCCGCGUGA
Hyaloperonospora brassicae is the source of this 1005-nucleotide messenger RNA. NCBI's taxonomy places the organism in Eukaryota, Oomycota, Peronosporomycetes, Peronosporales, Peronosporaceae. The record is from the annotation of a GenBank genome assembly.